Dichomitus squalens LYAD-421 SS1 is the source of this 1200-nucleotide messenger RNA. Its product is annotated as mitochondrial 50S ribosomal protein L3. Lineage: Eukaryota; Fungi; Basidiomycota; Agaricomycetes; Polyporales; Polyporaceae. The coding region runs from base 8 to 955 and encodes 315 amino acids. The transcript has 5 exons. Gene Ontology annotation, biological process: translation. Gene Ontology annotation, cellular component: ribosome; mitochondrial large ribosomal subunit. Gene Ontology annotation, molecular function: structural constituent of ribosome. The record is from RefSeq and is a predicted model, not a curated record.
CUCCGCCAUGCUCAGACUAUGGUCCCUCGGCACUCGUUCCGCCCUUCCUCGAUGUAGGGCACUCCAUAUCACGGCCGUGAACAAUGCGGUCGCUGAGGCCGAGUCCUCGACAGCCGCUGUUAGCAAAUGGACACCUAAGUCAGUUCGAACGGGGCUCAUUGCGCGCAAGCGGGGCAUGACUGUGAUGUGGGAUAGCUAUGGGGUGCGAUACCCUGUUACGGUCCUUCAGCUGGAGAACUGUCAAGUCACUGCAAACGUCCGGACAGUCCGAGAGGACCAGUCCGAGUAUCAUGCUGUUCAGGUUGCUGCGUCGGACAGGCCAGCGAAGAACGUGACGAAGCAGAUGCUGGGCCACUUCGAUAGAGCUGGUGUACCCCCAAAACGUAUCGUCAAGGAGUUCCCAGUAACACCGGACGCUCAUGUACCAGUUGGGACCACAUUCUCUGCCAUCCACUUUGUUCCCGGCCAGUAUGUGGAUGUGAUUGCGAAGUCGAUUGGCAAAGGCUUCCAGGGUACCAUGAAGCGGUGGAACUUCAAGGGUCUGCGCGCGAGUCAUGGUGUGUCCGUCUCACACCGCGCGGCAGGUGCCAUUGGGGCCCAUCAAGACCCCGGCCGUGUCUGGCCCGGCAAGAAGAUGGCCGGACGUCUGGGCGGCGAGCGCACCACGACGCAAAACCUCGCUGUCGUCCGCGUCGACUCUGAACUCGACCUCAUCUUCGUGCGCGGGUGCGUUCCAGGGGUGGACGACGCGCAUAUUAUGAUACGCGACGCCAAGAAGAAGAUGACGCAGCUCGCACAACACAACCAUGCGAAGGGCAAUGUUGACAAGGUCCUUCCCAGAGGUCUAGUCGACCUUCCCUUCCCCGCUGGCACGAAGGAGCUGGCGAAGGCGCUCCCGCCCGUGAUCGAAGCUCCUUCUUCGCGUGUUAGCGACCCAUUCGUUCCUAGGGAAUAGAUUAUAAACUUGUAGUUGUCUCCGCUCAACGUCUGGCGUGACUGGGGCUGUGGCUGCCGUUCAUCGAGGUACGUCAGAAGACGUGUUUGAGCACUUAUACAGUGUCCUAUGUCGGCAUAUGUCGUAUGUUAUUGACAUUCUAACAGCCGGAAGCAAUGUCCCAGCGUGUCGAGGAAGAGAAGGUCGAACGGUCCCGAACGUGAACGACAGCCACGGCGAUUUGGUCAGAUAUGCUGCGCCGGCGC